AUGGGCAUGUCAAACUACAACAAGAACCUGUUCGUCGGGCUGGGGGGAAAAGACGCCAUCGACCUUUCUCACUUCAUCGGGGCCUGUUACGGGAUGGAGAGGAUGAUGGGAAGGGCGGACAAUCCCCUGAGGCGCAUCCUCAACCGCGCGGCGGACGAUUUUUUGCAAAAGCUGCCCCUGGUGUAUAUUUUGACAGUGAUAGGGCCUGCAGGAAACAGUGGGGGGCUGGCCCUCCGAGGACUGUUCAUUGGAAACGACGAGGAGUGCUUCAACGCAGCUGCCAAGCUGUCACUGGAAGUCAACUUCACCCUUGUACCAAGGCCUAUCCAGAAGGCGGUUGUGUUCCUAGACCGCGAUGAAUUCAAAUCCACGUGGUUGGGGAACAAGAGCAUCUACCGGACGAGGAUGGCGAUGGCGGACGGCGGGGAGCUCAUCGUGAUGGCCCCGGGGGUCGCCAAGUUCGGCGAAGACCCCGACAUUGACGCCCUCAUUCGCAGGUACGGCUACCGAACAACCCCAGAAAUUAUGGAGUUCUUGAAGAAGGCCCUCGAGCUGCAGAAGAGUCUCAGUGCCGCGGCGCAUCUCAUCCAUGGUUCCUCCGAAGGACGCUUCACCAUCACCUACUGCCCCGGGGGGCUAACUCGGGAGGAUGUGGAAGGAGUGGGCUUCAACUACGCCCCCCUUGCGGAGAUGAUGGAGCGCUACCCGCCCUCGGAGAUGCGCGAGGGUUUCAACGACAACGGGGAAGAGACGGUGUUUUUUGUCUCGAAUCCCGCUCUUGGGCUGUGGGCCGUGCGAGACCGCCUCAUGAGGGAAGGGGAGGACCAAGGAGGGGGGGGGGAAGAAGAGGAACAGGCGCCUGUACAAAUAUAGUAUUGG
Ectocarpus siliculosus is the source of this 879-nucleotide messenger RNA. The record is from the annotation of a GenBank genome assembly. Lineage: Eukaryota; Phaeophyceae; Ectocarpales; Ectocarpaceae.